UCAUCUCUCUGGGGCUUCUGAAUGUUUUCCUGCUGAUUGGACUCAUCAGCCUUGGUGUUUUCUGCAGCUUGGCAGCAGAUCUCACCGACACCAAAGACAAUCUGACUGAUCGUCUCCAGGACAGCAAUAACCAGCUUUCUGUAAUGAUUGAAGAAAGAGACCGUCUGAAUGCAACCCUCACAGAAAUGUCUAACGAGAUCAUCAGGCUUCAGAGUUUGUUGAAGAAAAAGAAAACCUGUCCUGCAGGAUGGAGGACGUUCAGCUCUUCUUGUUAUUUCCUCUCUACGUCGUCUGGCUCCUGGAAUAAAGCCAGAGAAGACUGCAGGAACAGAGGAGGAGAUCUGGUGGUGAUAAAUGACGAUGAUGAACAGAAUUUUCUUUCUGCAAUCAUCAAUAAAGAAACAUGGAUUGGUUUGAAUGAUAUAGAAACUGAGGGAUCCUGGAAGUGGGUUGAUGACACUCCGCUGACUCAACUGUGAGUUUUGAAUUUUUCUUUAUUAUUCAUU
Messenger RNA from Xiphophorus couchianus (Monterrey platyfish), 506 nucleotides. RefSeq names its product CD209 antigen-like protein A. The record is from RefSeq and is a predicted model, not a curated record. Bases 144 to 479 code for a protein of 111 amino acids. The transcript has 4 exons. NCBI's taxonomy places the organism in Eukaryota, Metazoa, Chordata, Actinopteri, Cyprinodontiformes, Poeciliidae.